Messenger RNA from Pieris rapae (cabbage white), 2795 nucleotides. RefSeq names its product netrin receptor unc-5. NCBI's taxonomy places the organism in Eukaryota, Metazoa, Arthropoda, Insecta, Lepidoptera, Pieridae. The coding region runs from base 93 to 1703 and encodes 536 amino acids. The record is from RefSeq and is a predicted model, not a curated record. The transcript has 10 exons.
CCUUGUUGGCGGGUGGAUGUGUCGCUCGGUUUAUCAUUGUUUUUACGUUACGAAAUCUUAGUGAAAUGUGAUAGUGGUUAUAGUUGAUAGUGAUGUGUCAAAAAUAUGUGAUUAGGAUCAUUCUUGUGAUUAGUGUUUCAUAUGGAAAAGUUACAAAUGGAGGUACAGACCAAACGACGGAAAAGGAGACGCGACCGGAGUACAUCCAUCCAGACGGUCUUAUUAACUUCGAUCCUUACCUCUCAGACUUUAAGCAAGAAGUUGUUGAGGACGACUAUAUUCCAAUACCAGAAAACGACGAAACCGUUGAUGGCUUACCGAUCUUUUUACUCGAUCCAAAGAACUCAUACGUACAACGCACGAAGCCUGCAACCCUGGUUUGCAGGGCUGCGAACGCCUUACAAGUAUUCUUUAAAUGCAAUGAUGUGAGAAUAGAAAAAACUGUACAAUUCGAGCACGUAGACCCUCAGAAUGGAGUUAGGGUUGUCGAGGCCGAGUUAAAUGUAACGAGAAAUGAAAUAGAUGAAUAUUAUGGUGGCAAGUACAGUUGUGAUUGUUACGCGUGGAAUAGCAAGGGCAGGAUCCGAAGUCAGGCUGUUUUCAUUGAAUAUGCUUAUAUUAAGAAGCAGUUCGUCCAAUACCCCCAAUCCGUCACUGUGGAGGCUGGAAAACAGGCCACCUUCCGCUGCAGCCCACCGCCCGCUGCACCACCAGCUACCAUCAAAUGGUUGAGGAACGGCGUUCCGGUGGACGCCACUGAUGAGAUGUUGGUUCUUCCGAAAGUUAAAUUACAGGACAUGGCUAACUACACGUGUAUAGCAGAGAACAUCGCUGGUAGAAGAGAGUCAGACACGGCUGUCUUGUCCGUUUAUGUGAACGGAGGCUGGUCAGAGUGGUCACCUUGGGUCCCGUGUCGAUGCGGAUCCCAGAGCAGUGGAAGACGAAGAACGAGGACGUGCUCUGAACCUGCCCCGGUUAAUGGGGGAGCGCCCUGUAGGGGACAGUCCUCGCAGAGUGAUGACGACUGUCUGAAGUGCCAGAAUGGUUCCUGGUAUCCCUGGAGUGCAUGGUCUACAUGCAGUGAGGACUGCGUCAGAGUCAGACGUCGGCAAUGUUCAGGGUCUUGUUUAACUGGCUCCACAAUGCAACACGCCGCAUGUGUUGACGGCCUGUGUUCUUCUGGUAUGCAUUUAUACAAAAACAAUUUGACAAUGUACGUGGGUAUCGGAAUCACAAUAGCCAUGUUAUGUGCUGGAGGUGUCAUUUUGUAUGUCUGGUGCAAGUACAGGGCUCGACCUGGGUAUACUGCUGCAAGAGCUGGACUACCCAAAACCUACUCCCGGGAUAAGAGCAGUACCGGACCGGACUUAACAAGAACGUGUAACGAGUACUGGAUGCAACGACCCGAUAACCAGUAUGACAUGCCACAGAUGAGGGACAGUUACUCGUCGCCGUUCGGCAACCGCACUCACCACUCGAGUAACCACUACGAGAUGAAGCCCUACAGCCCCUCAGGUGACUCCGCGUCCAGUUGUUAUACCAACUCUCGAACAAUGACGUCACGAUCCAGCGAGUGUUCGUCACAACUGGCGGAAUUGGUGACGUCAUCGCCCUCGCUGUCAAAGGUCGAUGUAGCUGUCACCCUACCGCCUCACACCAUGGAGAGUUAUAGAGACAAAAUAUGUUUAACCAUAGUAAAAUAGAUUCAUAUAUAAAUGUGAACGCGUCUAUUUUUAUUUUACGUCCAACUAUUAACUACUUACUACUAUGUAUUACUAACGCCUUAGAAAUUUUAUUUUUGUAUUUAUGCUAAAUUGCCAUAUUUUUUUUAAAACUACUUGCGAACCUUCUAACAUUGUGAGUGACCAUGGGCGGCGGUAUCGCUUAACAAGAGGCGACCCUUAUAUGUGCCUCCUUUGUUUAAAACAGAAAUAAAACUUUUGUGCCACAAUUGUCUAUCAUAACAUGGACUAAAGUAACAAACGUCUUACUUAGACUCUGAAUCUUAGCCUUUGAAACGAUUUAUUUGCUAAUGUAUUAGAAAACAAGUUAUGUAGCAUUGUAAAUCAGAAUGACGUUUGUUCCUCAAAAAUAACAGUUCCAUUUAAAAAUCAUAGAUUUAUAUAGGUAUUUAUCAGGUAACUAGCAUUUUAAUUGUUUUUCAUUUUAUAUUUGUAUAAAUAAAAUAAUUAGGGAUUUCUGUAUCUAAAUCUUGGUUAUAUCAGGCUUAACACAGUGAUACCUCGAUAUACGAGUGUUUUGAGAUUCGACUAGCGAGCGAUAUUUUGCUCUGAGAUGCAUCGCCGUAGAUGAAUACUACUUCAACACCUUUCUCCCUUCUGUCGUUUUGUUCCUAAACAAUAUAGUAUUGUAACCAUGGGCCAGAAGAAGACGAUAUCUAUUGCAUAAAACGUGAAAUUAUUUUCUUUUUAUUUUGUGGAGAACCGAGAAGGCAUGAGUCAACUUUCCAAUGUAAGCUUUCUUUUUAAUUUUUGUAUAAAUUUUUGGUGUCUUAAAAUGAUGUUUAAAUUAAUUUAUUGUUAAUCUUAAUUAGGGUUUUGUUAAUUUAAUCUUAGUUUACAUGUACAACGAAAGCUUAUUAAAUCACUGCCUAAAUAAAUGCAUUUUUUUAAAGACUGAAUAUCGAGCUAAUGCAAAUGUCUGACGCUCUCCGCAUAAACGUUAAGACUAGCUUUUGUCAGUUAAAAAUUGUAGUGGAGAGCUUAAUAUACAAAAUGUUUCUAGUAGUGUUUGUAAAUAAUUGUAUAACUGUGAUAUUUUGUAUAAAAUAAAUG